This is a messenger RNA of Sus scrofa (pig), 939 nucleotides long. The record is from RefSeq and is a predicted model, not a curated record. Lineage: Eukaryota; Metazoa; Chordata; Mammalia; Artiodactyla; Suidae.
AUGGGAAAUCAUACAAGAGUGAUAGUGUUUAUUCUGGAAGGUUUGACUGAUGACCCACAGAUGAAAGUUAUAUUAUUUAUCUUUCUUCUUCUCACCUACUUGCUAAGCAUUACUGGAAAUCUGACCAUCAUUACACUCACCCUGGUGGAUCCUCACCUCAAGACCCCCAUGUAUUUUUUCCUUCGGAACUUUUCCUUUUUAGAAAUUUCCUAUACUACUACAUGCAUUCCUAAACUGCUGGUUAUCAUGGCAACUGGGGACAAAACCAUUUCCUAUAACAGUUGUGCCACUCAAGUGUUUUUUGCUUUCCUUCUUGGAGCAUCGGAAUUUUACUUGCUGGCAGCAAUGUCCUAUGACCGCUAUGUUGCCAUCUGUAAGCCCCUGCAUUACACAACCAUCAUGAACAGCAAAAUCUGCAUUCAGCUUGUCCUCAGUUGUUGGUGUGCUGGCUUUUUUGUCAUCUUCCCACCACUCCUCUUAGGCCUGCAGCUCGAUUUCUGUGACUCCAACAUCGUUGAUCAUUUCUACUGUGACACCACUCCCCUCUUACAGAUCUCCUGCUCAGACACACAGUUGUUAGAGACUAUGGGAUUCGUCUCAGCUGUGGUGACACUUGUGGUCACGUUGAUAAUGGUGAUAAUAUCGUAUACCUAUAUUGCCUUGACCAUUCUAAGAAUCCCUUUAGCUAGUCAUAGGAGAAAGGCUUUCUCAACCUGUUCUUCUCACAUGAUUGUGAUAUCCCUUUCUUAUGGCAGCUGCAUCUUCAUGUACAUUAAACCAUCAGUCAAGCAAAGGGUAUCUUUUUCCAAGGGAAUUUCAGUGCUCAAUACCUCUGUAGCACCACUUCUGAACCCUUUCAUCUAUACCUUAAGGAAUGAACAAGUAAAGAAAGCCUUCAUGAAUAUGAUACACAGAAUUAUUUCUUUCUCAAACAAAUGA